Molecule: messenger RNA, 963 nt
Organism: Apodemus sylvaticus (European woodmouse)
Lineage: Eukaryota; Metazoa; Chordata; Mammalia; Rodentia; Muridae
Product: olfactory receptor 1G1-like
Exons: 1
Coding region: 1-963 (320 amino acids)
Biological process (GO): G protein-coupled receptor signaling pathway
Cellular component (GO): membrane
Molecular function (GO): olfactory receptor activity; G protein-coupled receptor activity
Source: RefSeq, a predicted model, not a curated record
AUGCCAAUUUUGUCUUUAAUAACAAGACCCAGGAUGAACUGCAGUCAGGCUCAUGGAUUUAUCCUCUUGGCACUAUCUGGAGAACAAGAGAAAUGGCAGCCCCUCUUUAGCAUCUUCCUGGGUCUCUACCUCCUGGGCCUUUUAGGGAACCUGCUACUUCUGUUAGCUAUUGGUGCUGAUGUCCACCUCCACACCCCCAUGUAUUUCUUCCUCAGUCAGCUCUCACUUGUGGAUCUUUGCUUAAUCACCACCACAGCUCCUAAAACACUGGAGUCUCUGUGGACUGGAGAUGGAUCAAUCUCAUUCUCUGGAUGCCUGACUCAGUUUUACUUCUUUGCUGUUUUUGUGGACAUGGAUAACCUGCUUCUGGCAGUCAUGGCUCUUGACCGCUAUGUUGCUAUCUGUCACCCACUCCUCUACCCACUUCUCAUGACUCCCUGUAGAUGUGAAGUUCUUGCCAGUGGAUCAUGGGGAGUAGCUCAUUGUGUGUCUCUGGUCUGCACCUUAUUGCUUUCUCAGUUAUAUUUUCAUACCAAUCAAGGGAUACCUCAUUUUUUCUGUGAUUCUUGGCAUCUCUUAUUGCUUUCCUGUUCAGACACUCAUCUCAAUGAAGGACUGUUGCUGGCUUUGUUUGUAGUUUUGGGAAUUAGUGCCAUUCUCUGCAUUAUAAGUUCCUAUGGUUGUAUUUUUUAUGCUGUGUCUAGAGUUCCAUCAGCACAGGGGAAAAGGAAAGCCUUGGCCACAUGCAGUUCCCACCUCUCUGUAGUCCUCCUUUUCUAUAGCACAGCCUUUGCUACCUACCUCAAGCCCCCAUCUACUUCUCACUCCUCUGGGGAUGUGGUAGCUGCUGUUAUGUACACCUUGGUAACUCCUACUCUGAACCCCUUCAUUUAUAGUCUGAGAAAUAAGGAUGUUAAGAGUUCAUUGAGAAGGAUCCUGAACAUGGAGAAGGCUCAAAAUUAA